Messenger RNA from Linum trigynum, 912 nucleotides. Lineage: Eukaryota; Viridiplantae; Streptophyta; Magnoliopsida; Malpighiales; Linaceae. The record is from the annotation of a GenBank genome assembly.
AUGGAUUUGGAUCAGUGGAUUUCGAAGGUGAAGGAAGGGCAGCAUCUUCUGGAAGACGAGCUCCAACUUCUCUGCGAAUAUGUAAAAGAAAUUCUGAUUGAGGAAUCCAAUGUCCAGCCCGUCAACAGUCCUGUGACUGUCUGUGGUGAUAUUCAUGGUCAGUUUCAUGAUCUUAUGAAACUUUUCCAGACUGGAGGUCAUGUUCCAGAGACAAAUUAUAUAUUUAUGGGAGACUUUGUGGACCGAGGUUAUAAUAGUCUUGAAGUUUUCACCAUUCUUUUGCUUCUUAAAGCAAGGUACCCAGCUAAUAUUACACUUCUGCGUGGAAAUCACGAGAGCAGACAACUAACUCAGGUUUAUGGGUUUUACGAUGAGUGCCAGAGGAAGUAUGGGAAUGCCAAUGCCUGGCGCUAUUGUACAGAUGUUUUUGAUUAUCUUACACUCUCAGCUAUUAUUGAUGGCACUGUGCUGUGUGUCCAUGGUGGUCUUUCUCCUGAUGUCCGAACAAUUGAUCAGAUAAGAGUAAUUGAACGGAAUUGUGAAAUUCCACAUGAAGGACCUUUCUGUGAUCUUAUGUGGAGUGAUCCUGAAGACAUUGAAACAUGGGCGGUUAGCCCCAGAGGAGCAGGUUGGCUUUUUGGGUCAAGGGUUACUUCUGAGUUUAACCACAUUAACAAUCUUGACCUCGUUUGUCGGGCACACCAAUUGGUACAAGAAGGCCUCAAAUACAUGUUUCAAGAUAAAGGCUUAGUAACUGUGUGGUCUGCGCCAAACUAUUGUUACAGAUGUGGGAAUGUGGCUUCCAUCUUGAGCUUCAAUGAGAAUAUGGAGAGAGAAGUGAAGUUUUUCACUGAAACGGAGGAGAAUAAUCAGAUGAGAGGGCCAAGGACAGGUGUUCCGUAUUUCUUAUGA